AUGUCAACUGAAAGAGAACUUACUCCAGGGGGGCCUACUGCCCUACCACCUCAAAUUUCAAUACAAGAUCUUAACUCAAUUCGUAUUAACACAGCCGUUAGCAUGCUGGGAAAAGCUUACGAGUCUUCAUGGACAUCUUCUCCACCACGACCCCCGAGCCCUUCUCAGCCGCAGACCAGCUUUGAUACACUUUCACCUCCUCCCCCGGGCAGCACAGUAGGCCCUAGUAGUGGUGUGACACAAACAGGUUCUGCAACUGUUCCGACGGGAUCUUUAGGCCUUGUGCCUGCCAGUGCAACACAUCAACCACCCGCACCUCCAGAAUUACCAGUAUUUUCAUGUCCACGUCGACCAAAUUUGGGCCGCGAGGGCAGGCCAAUUGGUCUUCGGGCUAAUCAUUUUCAAAUAACUAUGCCAAGGGGAUUUGUACAUCACUAUGAUAUUAAUAUACAGCCAGACAAAUGUCCAAGGAAGGUGAAUAGAGAAAUCAUAGAAACUAUGGUGCAUGCAUACAGUAAAAUAUUUGGAACUUUAAAACCUGUAUUUGAUGGCCGAAAUAAUUUGUACACGAGGGAUCCUCUUCCAAUUGGCAAUGAUAGAGUGGAAUUGGAGGUGACACUACCUGGGGAAGGAAAGGAUAGAGUUUUUAGAGUUACCAUAAAAUGGGUGGCACAGGUGUCUUUGUAUGCUUUAGAAGAAGCACUAGAAGGACGCACUAGACAAAUUCCAUAUGAUGCUAUUUUAGCAUUGGAUGUAGUUAUGAGACAUUUACCUUCAAUGACAUACACACCAGUUGGAAGAAGUUUUUUUAGCUCACCCGAUGGUUAUUACCAUCCUCUGGGUGGUGGCCGUGAAGUUUGGUUUGGUUUUCAUCAAAGUGUUCGACCUUCACAGUGGAAAAUGAUGCUUAAUAUUGAUGUAUCUGCAACAGCUUUUUAUAAGGCUCAGCCUGUCAUUGAGUUCAUGUGUGAAGUUCUUGACAUAAGAGACAUUAAUGAACAAAGAAAGCCUUUAACAGAUUCUCAGAGAGUUAAAUUUACAAAAGAAAUUAAAGGGCUUAAAAUUGAAAUUACUCAUUGUGGCACAAUGAGACGCAAAUAUCGUGUUUGUAAUGUAACUAGAAGGCCAGCACAAAUGCAAUCAUUUCCACUGCAAUUAGAAAAUGGACAAACAGUAGAAUGUACUGUAGCAAAAUAUUUCUUAGACAAGUAUAAAAUGAAACUACGCUACCCACACCUGCCUUGCUUGCAAGUCGGACAAGAACACAAACAUACAUAUUUACCACUGGAGGUAUGCAAUAUUGUAGCAGGGCAACGAUGUAUCAAGAAAUUAACUGAUAUGCAGACAUCCACAAUGAUUAAAGCAACUGCUCGGAGUGCACCUGAUAGAGAGAGGGAAAUCAAUAAUUUGGUGCGUCGAGCAGAUUUCAAUAACGAUUCUUAUGUUCAAGAAUUUGGUUUAACAAUAAGCAAUAACAUGAUGGAAGUUCGAGGGCGUGUUUUACCACCACCAAAACUGCAAUAUGGGGGCAGAGUUUCACUUCUAAGUGGCCAAAUGGUACCUUGUUCACAGAGUAAACAACAAGCACUGCCUAAUCAAGGAGUGUGGGAUAUGAGAGGAAAGCAGUUUUUUACGGGUGUUGAAAUACGUGUGUGGGCCAUUGCCUGCUUUGCCCCUCAGAGAACAGUUCGAGAAGAUGCUUUAAGAAAUUUUACACAACAAUUACAGAAAAUAUCAAAUGAUGCUGGUAUGCCUAUUAUAGGACAACCGUGUUUCUGUAAAUAUGCAACAGGGCCUGAUCAAGUUGAACCUAUGUUUAGGUAUCUUAAAUCUACAUUUUCGGCUUUACAAUUAGUUGUUGUAGUUUUGCCAGGAAAGACACCAGUUUAUGCUGAAGUGAAACGAGUUGGUGAUACAGUUUUGGGAAUGGCAACUCAAUGUGUUCAAGCUAAAAAUGUAAAUAAAACAUCUCCACAAACAUUAAGUAAUUUAUGUCUGAAAAUUAAUGUUAAAUUGGGUGGUAUAAAUUCUAUUUUAGUUCCAUCUCUCAGACCAAAGGUAUUUAAUGAACCAGUUAUAUUUUUGGGUGCGGAUGUAACUCAUCCACCUGCUGGAGAUAAUAAAAAACCAUCAAUAGCUGCUGUAGUAGGCUCUAUGGAUGGGCAUCCAUCUCGUUAUGCAGCUACUGUUCGAGUUCAACAACAUCGUCAAGAAAUUAUUCAAGAACUUAGUUCGAUGGUUAGGGAACUGCUGAUCAUGUUCUAUAAAAGUACUGCAGGAUAUAAGCCACAUAGAAUUAUAUUAUACAGAGAUGGAGUAUCAGAGGGCCAAUUUUUGCAUGUUUUACAACAUGAAUUGACGGCUAUUCGUGAAGCUUGUAUUAAAUUAGAAUCAGAAUACAAACCUGGAAUAACAUUUAUUGUUGUGCAAAAAAGGCAUCACACUAGACUUUUUUGCUCUGAUAAGAAAGAACAAUCAGGGAAGUCAGGUAAUAUACCAGCUGGUACCACAGUUGAUGUUGGCAUUACCCAUCCAACAGAAUUUGAUUUUUAUCUAUGCAGUCAUCAAGGCAUUCAGGGUACUAGUCGUCCCUCACAUUAUCAUGUAUUAUGGGAUGAUAAUCAUUUUGAUUCUGAUGAGCUGCAGUGUCUUACCUACCAACUAUGCCACACUUACGUUAGAUGUACACGUAGUGUUUCAAUACCUGCCCCAGCAUAUUAUGCUCAUCUAGUAGCAUUUAGAGCUAGGUAUCAUUUAGUGGAAAAGGAGCAUGACUCUGGAGAAGGAUCACAUCAGUCUGGAUGCUCUGAGGAUCGUACACCUGGCGCUAUGGCAAGAGCAAUAACAGUACAUGCCGACACCAAGAAAGUAAUGUAUUUUGCUUAAUUCAGGUAAGUAUGUUUAUAGGAAUCACACUUAAUUUUAUUGAGUAGUUAUUAGUCAGUAUCCAGUUUUGAAUACUAAACUUUUACAUGCUGAUUUGAAUUAUUUAUUUGAUAGAUUUUAUUCAAAUGAAAAAUAUAAU
Molecule: messenger RNA, 3025 nt
Organism: Ctenocephalides felis (cat flea)
Lineage: Eukaryota; Metazoa; Arthropoda; Insecta; Siphonaptera; Pulicidae
Gene: AGO1
Product: protein argonaute-2
Exons: 15
Coding region: 1-2886 (961 amino acids)
Molecular function (GO): RNA binding; protein binding
Source: RefSeq, a predicted model, not a curated record